Pocillopora damicornis (cauliflower coral) is the source of this 1895-nucleotide messenger RNA. RefSeq names its product histamine H2 receptor. Gene Ontology annotation, cellular component: plasma membrane; dendrite. Gene Ontology annotation, biological process: G protein-coupled receptor signaling pathway, coupled to cyclic nucleotide second messenger; chemical synaptic transmission. Lineage: Eukaryota; Metazoa; Cnidaria; Anthozoa; Scleractinia; Pocilloporidae. Gene Ontology annotation, molecular function: neurotransmitter receptor activity; G protein-coupled serotonin receptor activity. The record is from RefSeq and is a predicted model, not a curated record.
AUUUUUUUGUUAUUUCAGCCCCCCGUGAUCAUUUCGUCGGGAUAAUUUUUUCUCCGCCUCUCUCCAAAACUUUGAAUUCAUUUUCUUCCCUGAUCGUUGAAUGAGGGUAAACACUCUCACUUCUUUAGACUCAUCAAAACUUGACAGCGCGUUGAGUGAUUUUUGCGAAGAUAAGGUGAUGCAUGAACUACCAGGCUCGCGAGAUAUUUGUCGAUAUUUGAUUUGCGUUUCGCGGAACUAAAGCAGAUCACAAACUUAUGGCGCAAAACUUAGGGGAUAAUCAGACUUUCUACUCUUCGCGAGCGCCUGAUAUACACAUUCAUACUACGAACAAGUCGAGGGCCAUGGCUGAUUGUACACUGGACGGAUCACUUUGGACAUCCCUAAUAUUCUUUUUUUUAAUUGCUAUCCUCGCCAUAUUCGGGAACGGACUUGUGUGCGCGGCAUUCGCAACCAACAAACGCCUCAGGAUUCUCACUAACUAUUAUGUCGUUUCACUGGCUGUGUCGGAUAUUUUGGUCGGGAGCUUUAAUAUCCCGCUUUGGAUGUACAUAAUGAAGAAAUCCCAUUGUGAAAGUGAGUAUGGCUACGGUUUUUACGAAGCUUUCAUCAUAUUCGACAUCUUGUGUGGUACGGCCUCGAUCUGGAACAUGACUGCCAUAAGCAUUGACAGAUUUGCAGCUGUGGUUUAUCCGACAGUUUACAAACAUCGCAUGAAGAGCACAAAACUCGCUGGCUGGACAAUCCUCGGUGUAUGGAUCUUUUCACUUUUCGUUGCCUUGCUUCGACUUGCAUACCAAAAAUUCAAUUAUGCCAUGUUUGUUGUGACUCUGAGCUUCUUUAUUCCGCUGUUGUUAAUCUUGUUUUCAUACGGAAACAUUUACCGCGUGGUUCGGUAUCGUGCAAAAUGGACUGGGUCCGUGUUGAUCGAGAUCAAACUGGCGCGAACUCUUUCGAUCGUGAUUGGUGCAUUCAUUCUCUGCUGGGGGCCAUUUUUCAUCAUCAACAUAGUAACCUAUUAUUGUGGCUACAAGACAUGUGAUUAUAAGGUUGCUAUUAAGGUAAUUAAAUGGCUUCAGUACGCGAGCACCUGCAUUAACCCUAUCAUUUAUACUAUCAGGAACCGUGAGUUUCGUUUCACCUUUCACAAGCUGAUUUUCCGUUGUAACUACAGAAAUGGAAAAUACGUGUUUAACCCCCAAGAAAAGCUAUCCAGUGGGUGGGGUUGCUGUCAGCUCGGCGGUCCCAUCGAUGUAGAUUUUGGCGAGAGUCGAUCGCGUUAUCCGACCUAUACCGAAGAAGCCAUGCUUUCUAGUUCGCGCCUUCGGAGUUCAACGACGCCUACUAAAAUUCAAGGGACAACUUUAGCCUUUGACAACUUAUCUUCGUCACAACACAUGCAGCCUAGUUGUGACACAGCCCAGCGUUUUCGUUCCUAACGUUUCUCACGGGAAAAGAGGACACAUGCAGUCGUAACACCUCCUGGGCUGUUAUUGCUACAAAGUAGUUGUACAUAGUACAGUUAAAAAAAGAACUGUACGUGAUAAUUAUGUCCGCUUGCAAAAAGUCUUAACAGUGCUUUGUGCUUAGUAGCGUAGAUAGAGAGACCCCGACUAUGAAGACAAAGGAUAGUGAAAAACCAAGGGAAACUUUCUGAGAUUUUGUUUUGCGAAAGAUAGACGAUAGAUCUAGCAGCGCCAACAAAAACAUCACCAAGUUACGGAUGAAGCGGGGCUGAAUUGAACAGAGAAACCUUUUUGACACCUUUCAUUCAAAUGUUCAGAAUGUGAUUUAGUUUUAUCAUCAUAAACCAUAAGCUACCAUAAGAGUAACUGAGAGGGUAUGACUCUCCAGAAAUAAAGAAGACAAAUCAAAUAACGUUUAUAAAAAAGAAA